This is a messenger RNA of Emiliania huxleyi CCMP1516, 972 nucleotides long. RefSeq lists its product as hypothetical. Gene Ontology annotation, cellular component: nucleus; cytoplasm. The transcript has 3 exons. The record is from RefSeq and is a predicted model, not a curated record. Gene Ontology annotation, biological process: mRNA processing; regulation of mRNA stability. Gene Ontology annotation, molecular function: poly(A) binding. NCBI's taxonomy places the organism in Eukaryota, Haptophyta, Isochrysidales, Noelaerhabdaceae. The coding region runs from base 1 to 972 and encodes 323 amino acids.
AUGUCGCGGGCGCGCGAUGCAUCCGCCUCCAGAAUCUUCAAGCUCUCGCCGGCAGAUUUUGGCCGCAUGCAGACCGCGGUGCGCGAGCGGCUCCGCGAGCGCGGCUCCAGCGCGAGCGACGAGGUCCUGCCAGAGUAUGUGAUGGUGAUGGUGCAGAACCAAAAGACGCAGGCACAGGUGGCGUCGGAGCUCAAGGCCUUCCUCGGCAGCGAGGCCUCGCCAUUCACGGAGUGGCUGUGGUCGCGGCUCAUCGCGACAGCCGACGGCACCCCCUCCGCCAAAGCCACUGCCGACAAGACAGCAGCUGCGGACGGUGCGGGGCGGCGGCGAGGAGGCGGCGAGGGCGGCGGCGCGGCGAAACAAGCCAGCGCGGCACGUGGCGAGGGCGCAGGCGGGUCACGUCGCGCCAUGGAGAGCGAGCGCGAGCAGCGGGCGCGCGAGUGGGAGGAGUGGGCCGAGGAGAAGAGGCGCAAAGAGCGUCUUCAGAGAGGCAGCGCCGCCGCCGCCGCCGCCGCCGCCGCCGCCGAGGCCGAGUCGGUGUCUAACGAGCGGAGAAAGGGCGCGCUGGCGCGUGCGUCCGACCCGUCGGGCAACGGCCGCGCUGCUGCGUCGGGCUCUGCCGGCCAAGGCGGCGCGGGCGGCUCGUUGUUUUCCCGCCUCGGCUCGAGCGAGCUCGCGGCGAGCGAGCCGCUGCAACUGGCGGCCGCCACCGACACGACGGGCGACUCGCUUCUAAGACUAGUACCUGGCGGCGCCUCCCGCACGUGGGUGCGGCCGGGCCUCGCGCCCGCGGCGGCGCCAGCGCAGCCGGCGGCGGCCAAGCCGGCGGCGGCCAAGCCGGCGGCGGCCAAGCCGGCGGCGCCGGCGCCGGCAGGCAAGGUGGCGGCGGCCAAGGCGGGUGCCACCAAGGCGAGCACAAAGUCGCCCCGGGCCUCAAACGGUGGUUGGAACAAGUUUGUCCGCCAGGCGUGA